AUGACUGAGAUCCUUCAAGCCGGUUACCUAUCCGUCAAGGAAGAUGGUCUGCGGGCAUGGAUUUGGUCCAAACGAUACUGUGUUCUUAGAGACCAAGCAUUGACAUUUCAUAGAAACGAACAAAGUGGCCAGUGUGUGGCCCUGAUAUUUCUAAAGGAGAUCACUUCUGUGACUCGCACAGAUUUGAAACCAUACUGCUUUGAAGUAACAAACAAGGACAAGACAUACUACAUUGCGUGCAAGAACGACGAAGAGUUAUAUUCAUGGAUGGAUGAGAUCUACAACCGAUCUCCUGUCGGGGCUUCUGGUCCAACUAAUUUCGUUCACGAGGUGCACGUCGGCUUUGAUCCCAUCACGGGGGCAUUCACCGGGCUACCAGACCAAUGGACUAAACUACUCAAGGGCUCUGCAAUUACAGCAGAAGAUGCAGCAAAGAACCCUCAGGCAGUUCUUGACGUUCUUGAAUUUUACACCGAACAAACCAAGCGAGAAGCAGAGGAAUACGGAUCAUCACACCUUCAAGGCGCGGUUGAGCGUAGAAGCGAUGAUCGCUGGGCUGCUCUCAUUCAAGAAAAACAACCCACAUCUCCUACAUCUGCAGCCAAUUAUCGCCCAAUCCCUCGCCCUGCACCAGCACCACCAUCCCAAACUUAUCCUGAGCGUGAUGUCAAUGAUAUGAUGGAUGAACUAUCUGUCAGUCAAAGUGAUCGCACUCAGUCUUCUAGACUCACUCCUCCAUGCACACCAAACCCACUUGAAAUCUCACCUCGUCUCAAUCCCAAUGACAGAGCACCCUCGUCUCCUGUAAAAAAGACGGCUGCCCAGGUUUCUUCAAAGAAGAAGGUCGAACAAAGAAUAAGCACAAUGACCGAAGCUCAAAUUAUGGACAAGCUGCGCUCUGUUGUAACCCGUGGUGAUCCUACUGAUAUGUACAAGAAGUUGAAGAGAGUUGGCCAAGGUGCUUCUGGAUCUGUUUAUGUUGCCAUCUCACUGUCUACCAACACCAAGGUGGCCAUCAAACAAAUGGAUCUUGCUCAUCAACCCCGUAAAGAAUUGAUUGUCAAUGAAAUUCUGGUUAUGAAGGAGUCUCAGCACCCCAACAUUGUCAACUUCCUUGACUCUUUCCUUGUCAAGAAUGCCGAACUUUGGGUUAUUAUGGAGUACAUGGAGGGUGGCGCACUCACUGAUGUUAUCGACAACAACACCAUGACCGAACAACAAAUUGCUACCGUCUGUCUAGAGUCUACUGCCGGUCUUCACCAUUUGCACUCUCAAAAUAUUAUUCACAGAGACAUCAAGUCUGAUAACAUUCUUCUCAAUGCCCACGGUCAGGUCAAGAUUAGUGAUUUUGGAUUCUGUGCUAAGCUCACAGAUCAGCGUAACAAGCGUGCAACCAUGGUUGGCACACCAUAUUGGAUGGCCCCUGAAGUAGUCAAGCAAAAGGAGUAUGGUGCCAAGGUUGAUAUCUGGUCAUUAGGAAUCAUGGCUAUUGAAAUGAUUGAGAACGAACCACCUUACCUGGAUGAAGAACCACUCAAGGCACUUUAUCUCAUUGCCACCAAUGGAACACCAACCCUCAAGGCACCCGAAAGACUUUCGCGUGAGCUCAAGAGUUUCUUGGCAGUGUGCUUGUGUGUUGAUGUUAGAUCAAGAGCUACAUCUGCUGAACUGAUCGAGCAUGACUUCCUCAAGAAGGCAGGACCUUUGGAAAUCCUGGCACCUCUGCUCAAAUUCAAGGCCGGCAAGCAUUAG
Molecule: messenger RNA, 1752 nt
Organism: Phycomyces blakesleeanus NRRL 1555(-)
Lineage: Eukaryota; Fungi; Mucoromycota; Mucoromycetes; Mucorales; Phycomycetaceae
Exons: 11
Coding region: 1-1752 (583 amino acids)
Biological process (GO): protein phosphorylation; intracellular signal transduction; regulation of MAPK cascade
Cellular component (GO): cytoplasm
Molecular function (GO): protein serine/threonine kinase activity; ATP binding
Source: RefSeq, a predicted model, not a curated record